UGGUACCUGAAGAGCAAACCGAUAACAGCUGAGUUUGCACGAAGUGCCAUCCUUGCAGCUAAAAUUGAGGAAUUUAUCACGACGUUCAAUUCAACAAUAGCAGUUUCUAAAGUUAUAUGUAACCGUCGUAAACCAAUGCAAUAGUUGUCAUCUGCUGUUACGGCCGACAAAACAAAGGCAGGGGACAAAUAUUACAUUACAUCAAACCCGGCAAACAAAGAGGUCCUUUUUCAACGACAACAUUUUUCCUCCGUAUUCUAUAGUUAUGAGUCAUGUGGCCGUCGAAAAUGCCCACGGUCUAGAGCAGCAGCUUGCUGUCCUAGACUUGAGUGCAGCAGACGGACAAGGUGGAGGCCAUAACAGGCGAUACAUUCCUCCACAUUUACGGAACAACGAUGCUUCCAAAAAUGCAGGAAAUGCCUUUGCUGCUGGUCGACAAGGUGUCUUCACCAUGGCGCCUCCAGCCAACUAUGGUUGGGAUGGAGCACGCAACAACUUUGUCAACGGCUACCAUGACAACCGGAUGACCGCUAACACGUUCACUCGGGGCCCGCCUCGCUUGGAGCGAGGCCGAGGUGGAGCUGGGGGAGGUGGUUACCGUGGUAACCGGGGAGGAGCUUUCAACCCAAUCAACCCAACACAACCAUUGGGAUUUGGUGGCUAUGAAAAUAAAGAUGCAGGUGGUUGGAACACAGCUAAGGAUGCCUAUAACAGCUUUGGCAACAACCGAGGGAAAUCGGCAUUCUUCAAUGACAGAGGCAACACUAACAGAGGGAGGUUCGAUCAUGGUGGAUUUGGCGGCGGUGGUGGAGGAGGAGGUGGAAACAGCCGCUGGGUGGAGGAGUCCAGAGACGAGGGAGACUGGUCCAAACCAACACCACGGAACGAGCGCACGGAACAUGAGCUGUUCUCUGGCAGUAACACGGGCAUUAACUUUGAGAAAUAUGACGACAUUCCUGUUGAAGCCACAGGGCAGAACUGCCCUCACCACAUUGAGAGUUUUCAAGAUGUGGACAUGGGUGAGAUUAUCAUGGGAAACAUCGCUCUGAGUCGCUAUACCAGACCCACCCCUGUCCAGAAACAUGCCAUUCCUAUUAUCAAGUCAAAGAGAGACCUUAUGGCCUGCGCACAGACAGGCUCUGGGAAGACUGCAGCGUUCCUGCUGCCAAUUCUGAGCCAGAUCUACACUGAUGGACCAGGAGAAGCUCUUAAUGCAGCUAAAGCCUCUGGACAGGAGAUUGGGAAGUAUGGGCGACGUAAACAGUACCCAAUCUCUCUGGUACUGGCUCCAACCAGAGAGCUGGCAUUACAAAUAUAUGAUGAAGCCAGGAAGUUUUCCUACCGGUCCAGAGUGCGUCCCUGUGUUGUGUAUGGAGGAGCAGAUAUUGGCCAGCAGAUCAGAGAACUUGAGAGAGGCUGCCACCUGCUGGUGGCUACACCAGGAAGACUGGUGGACAUGAUGGAGAGAGGCAAGAUUGGACUGGACUACUGCAACUACCUGGUCCUGGAUGAGGCAGAUCGUAUGUUGGACAUGGGGUUUGAGCCGCAAAUAAGACGCAUCGUGGAACAAGACACUAUGCCACAUAAAGGCAUUCGACAAACCAUGAUGUUCAGUGCUACCUUUCCUAAGGAGAUCCAGAUACUGGCCAGGGAUUUCCUGGAGGAGUACAUCUUCCUGGCUGUAGGCAGAGUAGGUUCCACCUCAGAGAACAUCACUCAGAAAGUGGUGUGGGUGGAAGAGAGUGACAAGAGGUCUUUCCUCCUGGACCUGCUCAGUGCUACAGGUAAGGACUCGCUGACUCUGGUAUUCGUGGAGACCAAAAAGGGCGCUGAUGCCUUGGAGGACUUCCUGUACCGGGAGGGCUAUGCCUGUACCAGUAUCCAUGGUGACCGCUCCCAGCGAGACAGAGAGGAGGCCCUCAGCCAGUUCAGAUCAGGAAAAUGUCCUAUUCUGGUGGCAACAGCGGUCGCUGCUCGAGGUCUGGAUAUCUCCAAUGUGAAACACGUUAUUAACUUUGACCUGCCCAGUGACAUCGAGGAGUACGUCCACCGCAUAGGACGUACCGGACGAGUUGGAAACCUGGGGCUGGCCACAUCGUUCUUCAACGAUAAGAACGGGAACAUCACUAAAGACCUGCUGGACAUCCUGGUUGAGGCCAAACAGGAAGUUCCCUCAUGGCUCGAGAGCCUAGCCUAUGAACAUCAGCACAAGAGCACCAACAGAGGGCGCUCCAAGAGGUUCGCUGGAGGUUUUGGAGCACGUGAUUACCGUCAAACAGCUGCUGGAUCCAGCACUGGGGGAUUUGGUGGACGCGGAGGUCGCAACCAGACAGGACAUGGAGGAACCCGUGGCUUUGGAGGAGGUGGUUUUGGCAACUUCUACACCAGUGACGGCUAUGGAGGCAACUACUCACAUUCUCAAGUUGACUGGUGGGGCAACUAGGUUCCUCCUCCCUCCAUCCCUCUUUCACUCAUUCAUCUUUUUUCUUCUCACUCGUACUCCUUCCUUUCCCCACACAGUGUUGUCUGCACUCCAUUUGUCCACACUAGGGAUGGGCAUUUCAAAUGAAAAGACCAAUCGAUGAUUACUUGGUAUUAGGGCUGCAACUAUUAUUUUCAUAAAUUAUUAAUCUGUUGAUAGUUUAUUGAUUAAUUCCAUUAGUUCUUCAGUCCAUUAUGUCAGAAACGUCAAAGUAAUGAUGUUCUCAAAUGUCUUAUUUUUUCCACAAAUCAAAAUCUUUCAGUUUUAAUAAUAAUUUCUUUGUUCUUUGGAGUAAAGAAACCAGAAAAUCUGAAAAAGCUGCUGAAGUUGGAAAAUCAUACAAACCGAUAAAUCGGUUAUCAAAAUAUAUAGAAAUAAUCGAUUAAUUUGAUUAAUCAAUUAGUUCUUGCAGCCUAUCUGGAAUUAGUCAAUAAUUUAUACAAGGUGGGAGAUUAUGUAUUUCACACCAUAUAUUUCACGCCAUUUUAGUAAACUGUAUAUAAAAAUCCUUUGUUUAUUAAGACUUUUUCGCCAGAUGUUGCGUUCAAAUGUGUGCUCAGUUUUUUUUUCUUAAGAAAUUUGAUGCGUUCUGUGACUUCUCUCUGCCUGAGAGAAGUGGAACACUCUGCUCUAUGCAUAACUUAUGAUAACAGAGUUGCACAUAGAACUUUUGUUUAAAAAACCUGCUGUAGUCUCUGACUCUGCAUGUUUCUCCUCAGCUGUAGAGCGGCAUCUCUACAGCGGUCUCACAGCACUGCAUGUUGGGAAACAACUGAACAAAAUGGCUGCUAGUGGCAUUAACCUAUGGAUUCUUUCAUAAUCCAGUGACUGUUUUGAAUGUUGGAAAACCAUGCCCAUCCCUAGUCCACUCCCCCUCCAAACCCCCAAAUAUCACAUGCAUGUUAUUGAACUAUUUAUACUCGUUUAUAUAGCCCUCCUUCCAUCCUUCUGUACUAAGAUAUUUUAGUUCCUCUUAAGAUUUUUGUGGUCCUUUCCACCUUCACCGUCAUUUGUACAGCUGUCCAUCUCUUUCUUUUUAUUUCUUAGUUGCUGUUUAAUCUCACCUCUUAAAACUGGCCACAAAUUGAAAAGAUCCUUAUAUUUUAGUGGAUUAUUUUUCUUUACACCCAGCCACAUGUUUACUUCCAGUUAGCAGCGUCCCUUGGUUUGCCCUCUGAGGUAUGUCUGAAGAAAAAUAACCACUUAAAUUAAAAUUAUUUUAAUCCCCAUGAGAGAUAUACACAUGUGAUUUACAGGACAUGUGUAUGUGUGAAGUACUAGGGGAUAUCCUUUUUUAUUUUAAGAUUUGUCUUCAUUGUGUUUUUGUCUCUAUUCUCCCUAAAACUGUGUUCCUUCAUGUCAUAUUUAUGUAACAAAUGGCCAUGUAAAUCAGCAGCUAAGAGAAAUCUCUAAAAUAUAGCGCAGACAUUGGCAAGGUGUCACAAAUAUGUCUGCAUAUAAAUGGAAACGGUCUCCUGUGCUGACAUGGCAGAUUCUUUAAGAGGCUCCACAGACAAAGCUAAAUGUCUUUUUCACCUUUUCAAAACAUGUACUGAAGUAUUGAUUUACUACGGUCUGAUAAAGAUGUCAGACCAAGUCUAGAAGCUGCAGCGCUGGCAGUCAUUUGAUGCCAUCAAACAGGAGUCAUAGGACUUGUGGUUGUUAAACUCGCGACCACAAAUGGCAUUUCUAUGUUUGGAACAAAACAAAAUGGAGGAUCAUUUGUUUCUGUACCGUGCCUUUCAGCAGUUGAACUUUGUUUCGUAUUCCCUUUGUUUUUAUUGCCAUAAAGCAUAACUGGCCAUAUGUAUCAGGCCAACUGUGACUAAACAAGUGUAUUUAAUGUCAUGUAUGGAUUCAGACAUGUUUUCUUUAUUUCUUUUUGGAAGGAAACAAACUAGGCUUGAACUAAAUCAAACCUUGGCAAAAAAAAAAAAAAAAACUGUCAUGAGGAACCUCAAUGUUGUUCCUUAUCAGUCUAUUGGAGUUCAAAUUCAUCAGAAGGUCACUGACGAGCUGGUUCCCAACAGCACGUUGACCUGUAUGACACAUCUAUAGCUCUGGUUUGAGCUGGAGUUUGGGUUUCUCAAAACCAUCUUGUCACUAAUGAUUGGGUCAGAGAGCCACGGACGGAGUCUUUGGUGUAGCUGUGCAGCAGCAGAUUAGGAUGUGAUUCACUUUCUGUUUACACACGUGUUUGGAAUAAAUGUAACGAGGAGGAUGAAUCGUCUGCAACUUUUUAGAUUGGAUGUUCGAUUGAAACUUUCCAAAUCUGUUGCAAUAAUAUCACUGUGUUUCUCAGAUUUUGAGGUGCAUCCUCCAGUGAUCCCAAAGCAAUGCUACAACAAUUAGGGCUGGGCAAUAUAUUGAUAUUUUAUCUAUAUUGUGAAAUAAGACAUAAGAUUUGGUCUUUGGAUAUCGACGCAUCGUGAUAAGGCAUUUGUGAUGUUUUCCUGGUUUUAAAGGCUGUUGCAAUGCUAAUCAUAUUUAUUGGUUAAAAUAAACAUGGAAUGGGCAAAAUUCUAACAUGUAAAUAUCCUUCAUCAAACUGGAAUGAAAGCUAAUUUGUAUUUAGGAGUGUAUUUACAGUGUAUUGUCACAGAAAAACAUGUGUGCAGUUUUAUAGUCGGAUAUAUCUUAUAUAUUGGGAUAGCAUAAACUAUCCAGAUAUUAUUUACAGCCUUACCUUUAUGCUUGACCGAUCAUUGAUUGGAUUUAUAUCUAUACCGAUAUUGAAUGAUGUACAAAAAAGGUUUUUACCCAUAUCGCCCAGCCUUAAUUUGCGAGUUUAAAAAAUAAAGAAAAACAAGUUACACAACUGCUGCUGAAAACGACACAUACCAAGUUUAACCAGUGGCUGUGGAUGUUCUGCUGACUCUUAGUGCCACCAUGAUCUUGGGGAAAUCCGGCUCCACUUCCACCACAAACAUUACAACCCUUGUUUGCCAAAAGCUUCUUUCAAGGGGAAACACAACAAAAAAAAAAAGCUAUAAUAGUUCAAAUUUUACUUGCUCACUCUAUCCUGGAAGUUAAAUGAAGAGUCUUCUCUAAAAUAAGUCAUUCCAGUUUAUUUGUUAGGUCUUAAAGAUCUGUUGAGAUCAGGGAUUCAUGUGAAGAACUGGACUAGCUGGCCUAAUCCCUUUCACAGCAGCCACAGCUGGGGCUUGUGUUUGUUUUUUUUGGGUAACGCCUUACCUCUAAAGCACAUUUUAAUCAUGUCAUAUCUUACUGUACUAUGACGAAACGCCUUCAACUACACCCAAUCUACUCAGCUCAGCUUUUUAUCCCCUCUCUGCUUUUCUCAUGGACGAUAUUGGCCGACAAUGAAAGCACUGAACCUCUCAUUGUGGCACGAGCUCGCACCAAAGUGCUGUGCCUUGACUGCUACUUCCACCUCCACUGUCCCAUUUUAUACUAGCCCAGCAUAGCACAGCAUGAUAUAAGACCGAUUAAAAGUGUGCUAGAUCUUUAAGGUCACGUGAUUUAAGGCUGUACACCUGCUUAGCCCCGCUCUGCUCUGCCAUGAAACCGGGCCACAAGGGGGCAGUUGACCUGCACCCAAGACUGGCGUCCAAGUUUAGUCCCAGCAUGAAAGUAAAAAGGAGAAAACUCCACUGUACAUUUGGAAGCUUCAGUGGUAGAACUUCAAUCCCUCCACAAUCAGCAGCAGAUUAAAAAAGAAAUCCUCUGCUGCUACCUGGUGGGGAAAAAUUGUUAAAUGUUUUUUUUAUCAGAGUAUUAAUUUGUUUUGUUUACAUCAAUAACUUUAGUGACACGAAAAUGUAGAUGAAGUGUAAAUAGUUCAAAACGGAAAGAGAAGAAUCUCCAGUGAAUGUGAAUUUUGAAGUGAAAUAACACUCGAGGUGUCGAAGAUCUGUAAGCACUCAACUUUGGACCAUGCAGUGUCUGCUAAACUGAGUUCAGUGGGCAAUUUGGACAUGCUUACUACAUGUAUUUUCAAAAUGUGUGUUAUUACACACACACAGACCAAUAUUUACUUUCCUCAAAUUGCCCACUGGCUUUGUCAAAUGACAAGGCUGGACCAAGACAACAGAAACAUAUGCAAGUGUUGUUGUUUUUUGGUCAAGGAGAUAAAAAUGCCAAACACAAUUCUACAGCAGGCUUUAGUUAGGUUAACAUUUAUCCCAUCGUUUUAUGAUUUUUACACCACUUCAUGAAGUCAGGUCAAUCUCGAAAUCUUAAAAUGUACCUCUAGAAACAGUUAAGUUUUUGUGUUAGUGUUACUUUUAUUUACAGAUGCAUAUCAGUCCCUUAUGUUUUAUAAAAAAAAUCAACCAACUCUAACAUAUCAACCUUCCUGAAGAACCAAAAACAAGACGUUUGCUUGUAUUUUCAUUCAACUAUUGAAGCUGGCUUAACGGUCAGCUUAACCGUUAUUGUAGCAGAAACUUUAUUUUCUCACUGUUGUUCAACUCAUAGCCUGAUAUAGACUUAUAUUGAUCACUUGUUAAACAUGGUGAUCAAACUGUUGACCAGAACUGUGUUUUGAGAUGUCCCAGUCAUUCAUUUAGGUCCUUUUAACCAAUUAGAGACGUUCUCUCAUGACACACUUUUUUGCGUUGGACGGUCUCCUUCUCAGACGUCGUAGAGGAACAAGCAGCAGGAAGAUGGACGAUAGAUGUUAGGAGGCAGUACUGCAAAUGACAAUCAUACAGGAAGGCUUUGAUUUGCUUAAAACUCCUCGUCGUUUAAAACUUGUAAUAGUCUUGGGGGACACUUUGAAAUGUAGAGCUUUUCUUGGCCAGCUGUCUCGUUCGUGGGCAGUUAUUUUAUAACUGUCUGUUUUUAACCCUGCACAUCCCAAAUGGAGAAGACUGGAACUCUAGUUUCUCCACUUGUGUUACAUUUCACAGUAGUCAUCAUCUUCAUCUCCUUAUUGAAGUUGUUUGGGAACAGUUUGAAGACCUAUUGUCGAAACGACCGAACUCGAUGCAGAAUCAGAGUCUACCUUUUUAAAUACCGACUGAAUAACGCGUUUUUGGCGCUUGAUUGUUACAGAAGCCACAUGCGAGAAGGAUCGUCUGUUACCACAAACUUAGCAUGCAGCUAGCGUUGUCUCUCUCUUUUGUUCCAAAUACAGGAGAAACGUUUCGAGGAGCAAAGCACUAGAAUGACUCUGGUUGUGUGUGUGUGUGUGUAGACGUUGCUGUGCCUUCUAACAACCACUAGGGGGCAUAUACAAUCACGCUGAAGAAAUAAAUGUAUGAUGCUGGGUUCCAUUUAGAUCAGAACUCGGAAAUGGGAGUGACGUCAAACCCCCACGGUUAAAAGUAGCCCCAAGCCCUCGGAAAUUCCGAGUUCAGACUAUAAUGGGACGCGUCAUACCUAGCUUAAUGACUGCUAGUAGUGUAGAUGGGACUAAAACAUUUUUGAGAUAUACAACAGGGAAUUUUACGAAGAUCAAAGUUCAGUUUACCUCACUUUUUAUCUUGUGUGUAGAGCAAUCUUGUCAUGUCGUAGUGUUCAGAGUGCGCACAUAAAUAUGCAAUGUAUUUAGAUUAUAUCUAUCUAGCUGUAAUUACCUUUGAUUUGCGUUGGCGCAGUACUUCAAAUACCACUGUGCCCCUUCUUCACAAUGCCCACAAGGGGGCACUAGACUUGACUUUGCCAUCACCAAGACUCAUUCAUUUCUUUCGGGCUGUUUCCUGUGUGUGCGCUCCAUUUGGAUUCAAGCACAAAAGAGCCCCGAAGUCUGACAUGUGCACGGUGCCUUGAAAUGACUGAUUCACUCAAGACAGACACAUUUUAUUAAUUAGGGCUGGGUAUUAGUCAGCAAAAUACCAAACGAUUACUAUGACAAAGUCAACCAGUCACGCACUUGCAAAAUUACAGCUAAAUGUAGUAAAAAAAAAAUAAUUAAAAAAAUUGAGGCUAAACAAUUUGAGUCAAAUAUCAUUGUGACAUAAAUUGAGACUUCAUUUGCGAUAUAAUUUUUUUUCAAGUCAAACAUUAUCAAUAAUUACUGGCAAAACAAGAUGGUACAUUGCCACAAAAAGUUAAAGAUAGUAAGAAAUAUUUGCACAUAACAGAAGAGAUCUGGAACGUACAACGAUUGAAGUAAUUAAUGUUAAAUCAAUUGCGCUUUAGAUUAAAAAAAAAAAAAGAUUGUUUAGCCCAAAUAAAAACAUAACUACAUAGCAUUAAACAUCGUCUCAACAUUUCUCUGCAGUCCUUCAAACAGAUUCAAAAACGUCUCAGGUAGAAGGUUUAACCGAGUAACUAAGGCUUAAAAAAAAAAGACAUUUUGUGUCAUUAAUGAUAACGUGUGUAUGAUAAUAAGCCACCUUGAUUUCCUUUUAUGAAAUGUUAGGGGCUGUUUUUUUUUUUUUUUGUUAUCCACAUGGAAACACUACUUUUUUUUUUUUUUUUUAAAAAGAGUCCCAGAGUGGGAAAACCUCUUGUAGACAACCACGACUAUGCUUUGGGAAAACGAUGAUGUCAUAGCCCCACUUCCCCAGCUGUCGCUUAUCUUUGCCGCAGCCUUCCUCUUUUUGGUCUUUCGCUGUAUUUUAGCUUAUAUGUUCUUCCGUUAGUCGUCCUGGCUUUAAUUAUUCUGCUUCUGUGACUCUAUCCAUUGUCGUGUCACAUGUGCAUAAGUGCUCAAUGUCGUCUCGUUUUUUGGCGUAGCGGGCGUGGCGUACGUACUACAGCAUUUAAAGGUCAGUUUCCAUGUGGAUGAAGUCAUUUGUUGUUAAUGUUUCAUUCUUUUAUCCGUGUAGAUCGAGCCUCAGUCACUUGUGUUCAAGUGUGUCUGACUUUCAGAAGAUUCCUCGUGACCCCUUUAACGUUAGCUUGGAGCAAACACGGUUUAUUUCCUCUAGAAUUAAACACAAAUAAAUAAAUAAUAAUAAUAAAAAAAAAUCUGCACUUUAUUUUCUGGUUUUUGAAAACUUUUCAAAACCCUUUGAUGCCUUAAAAAAUCAAGGCUGAUACCCAGCCCUAAUGGAGCUUUUAGUGAAGUUGGUUACGCAGCAUACAGUCAUUACCAUGGCGACAGAUGAACAGAUAUUGGUACCACAGCAAAGGAUUCCGCGUCACGACGGCAGCCAACUUGCUAGGAGGAAUAUUUUGAUAGUCUGUGAAUAAAUAUUGGUGCUAUGCUCCCGUUACUGUUGUAGGAAGACUGAAAACACCAACAAGUUUUACUUAGUUUAACGUUAAGCUAAAGUCGCCUGUAGCACACGUCCUUCAGAACCUCUGAGGAGUAUGUUUGAGUGUUAGCACAGUGUACAGUACAGUACAGUGUGUGUGUGUGUGUGUGGAAAGGUUCUUCCAGAUAUAAAACGUUGUUUUUGUUUUGUUUGUUUUUUUUUUAUUCUUAUUUUCCGGGACCAGGUGGAGUUCUAGUUGACAGCAAGUGUAGAAUUCAGCUGUUUGCACACAGUCCUCGAGUCUACUUUCCGCUGCUAGUUUGUGUAAUUUAUCGAGCAUUUCUGAGAAAUAUUUAUUUUUAUAAGCCUAAUACAAAAGUUGAUAUUUUACAAAGUGACUUGACCAAAAGACGAGAAAAAACAAAAACACUUGAAUGUUGAAUGUCAUUGGUAUGAGUGAAAAUUUCUAUUUUUCUGGGGUAGUGUGAGCUUUUUAAUGUUUAAAGAUGCAGCGCGUAGGGAUUUCUCUUUGGAUUUGUCACGGUAACAAACUUUAAUUAUACAAAUGUGAAGCUUUUAACAACAUUACUGUCACUGAAAAUACACCAUGUGCACAUCUUUGACACCACCCAGCCUUGAGAUUGAUAAAGUUUAAUACAAUAGGCUCUUUGCACGGCAGCCAACACGACAGUUUACUGAUUGAAGUCUAGUUUUUACUUUCCAAUAUUUAAUUAUCUCCUAAGUGGUUCUUGUCGAUGCAGAUUUGGAUCAGUGAACUGGGGCGACGUCCCUUCUUUAUUUUACAACCCUGUGUGAAGAUGUGCACGUGGCGUGGCAGCGCGCUGACGGUCAAUGUGAGCGUGACACACCGAGAGGAACAUCUACGGGUUACCUUUAAAGUCACAUUUGACUCAGUAUCAGAUCCACAAACCUGUCUCAUGCGACAGGCUCCAUUGCCAACAAUGAUAAUCAUCCGUGAGCAGCCAUUUUCUUUUUUUUUUUAAUUGGCGAACAAAAUUUGAGACAAUACCACCAUGUAUGCCAAGGUUUGGAUUAAAAAUAAUAAUUAAACAAAAUAUUACGAACAAAGACCGUUUUUGUUAAAAAAGAAAAAAAAAAACUCCGUACAAAAAAACGAGUGUCCUGAUUCUCUCAAGUCGUUUUUUUUUUAUUUUUCUCUUUUUUUAUUUUGAGUCUUUACACUUUUCCUUCCCGUUGAGACCCUUUAUGUGACUUUUUCUGGCAAGUGGCGACCUUUAAAGUCUUCAUAACACAGAAUAAACUGUGGUUCUAUUGUUGUUGUGAUUUGCAUAUUUUCAGGCGUUGCGUUGAUGUUGUCGCUGUGGAGCUUCUGGCCAAUCAGAGAUGAGGAUCCAUCCUGCUGUCUUUUACACCAGUUUGACUUUUUUGUUUUGCAACCUGCAGCUGAUCUGUGACUCAUUUAUAUUUGCAUUAAAAAUAAUAACUCUCUGCAGUUAUUUAGGUACAAAUGUAGCCUCAAUCGUCCAGAAUGCAAUAGGGCCAAAGAAAAGCCUCUAUCACUGGUGAAUCAUGUGACACAGGUUAUUUAUCAUAUUUUACUGCCUUUUGUGUGCUCAAAUGCAAACAAAUCAAUCAUAGCUCUUCUGGUGACUCGUCCAGAUGAGUUAAAUUCACAAAAAUACAAACACUCUGUGGCUUUAAUUCACUUUAAGUUUGAGUAUCUUUACAAAGUGGUCUAAAAUUUGAAACGUGUGUAGUCGUGUUUAGGAUAUUUUUUAGUUUUUUGUAAAGAGACUGAAGUGAAAUGAAGCCCAGUGUUGUCGUCGUCGUCGUCCUCACUGAUUGGUCAGACUUCUCCAUGUGGACACAGAGCGGCACCCGCCUGGUAGUUAGCAUUUGCUUUAUGUAUUAGUUUAGCAGUUGUAUGUGCACGAAGAGAUGCACUGCACGAUGAAGAUGAAGAAGAAGCAGAAGAAGAAAAAAAAAAGUGCAUCUGUUCUGAUUUUACCACAAAUAAAGGUUUGGAUUUGCAAAUGUUA
Messenger RNA from Solea solea (common sole), 11615 nucleotides. RefSeq names its product ATP-dependent RNA helicase DDX3X-like. Bases 266 to 2443 code for a protein of 725 amino acids. Gene Ontology annotation, biological process: gamete generation; cell differentiation. Gene Ontology annotation, cellular component: P granule; nucleus. Gene Ontology annotation, molecular function: RNA helicase activity; ATP binding; RNA binding. NCBI's taxonomy places the organism in Eukaryota, Metazoa, Chordata, Actinopteri, Pleuronectiformes, Soleidae. The record is from RefSeq and is a predicted model, not a curated record. The transcript has 19 exons.